Doryrhamphus excisus (bluestripe pipefish) is the source of this 2014-nucleotide messenger RNA. RefSeq names its product alkylglycerol monooxygenase (gene agmo). Lineage: Eukaryota; Metazoa; Chordata; Actinopteri; Syngnathiformes; Syngnathidae. The record is from RefSeq and is a predicted model, not a curated record. Gene Ontology annotation, cellular component: endoplasmic reticulum. Gene Ontology annotation, biological process: lipid biosynthetic process. Gene Ontology annotation, molecular function: glyceryl-ether monooxygenase activity; iron ion binding.
AUCAAAUGUAAACAAGCAACUUUGUAUUUGCACUCACAAGACGUAUUACUGUUAUAUAAUAGUUAUUCCAGAAUGACUCCUCCUGCCGGCAACUGACCUACUUUACCUCCGCCUGACUUUAUAAAUACGCCUUGGCGGAAGACCACACACGGCGAGUGGUGGUACGACGACGCGGAGGAUAUAACUUUCCUCGUCUUCCUUAUUUUUUCUUGUUGUUUUUUUUUUUUUUAAACACCUUCUUACCUGAGCAGGUGAUGGCGGACAGCGUUCAGCUCGGCUCGGUAACGUCGGAGCUCCGGGCGAUGUUCUACAUGCUGUCGCCCAAUGAGUCGUCCUUCGAGAAAGUUGAAGAUGUUCCUGAGUACGUUCAUCAGGCCAAUCCUUUCUUCAUCGGGCUGAUCAUCCUGGAGAUGGUGCUAGGCUUGUUUAUGUCAGAAGCUCCGCUGUACAACAUCGGUGAUGGAAUCAUCUCCAUAUCAUUGGGAAUGAUAUCCAGACUCCCGCUGGUGCUGAUGCAAGGCUUCGAGUUGUCGGCCUACGUGUACGUGUGGGACCGCUACCGCUUCCUGGAGCUGCCCUGGGACUCCUCCUGGACCUGGUGCUUCGCCUUUCUGGCCGUGGACUUCUGCUACUACUGGUUCCACCGCUCGGCCCACGAGGUGUCCAUCUUGUGGGCGGCUCACCAGGUUCACCACAGUUCCGAGUACUUCAACUUCAGCACGGCCUUGCGGCAACCGCUCACCCAGCAGCUGACAUCCUGGAUCUUCUACUUGCCCAUGGCUCUGGCCGUGCCACCUUCCGUCUUUGCCGUCCACAUCCAAUUAAAUCUGCUCUUCCAGUUUUGGCUGCACACAGAGGUGGUCCGAGACCUGGGACCUCUAGAGUGGCUCUUCAACACUCCAAAGCAUCACAGAGUUCACCAUGGGAGGAACAAGUACUGCAUUGACAAGAACUACGGCGGCAUUCUCAUCAUCUGGGACCGAUUGUUUGGCACUUUUGCUGCAGAGGAGGCCAAGGUGCGGUACGGCUUGGUGUUCCCCAUCAACUCCUUUGAAAUCAUCACAAGUCAGUUCCAUUACUAUUUGUACUUGUGGAGAAAGUCCAUCACCUACACGAGCAUCGGCGACAAAGUAUCGACGUUCGUCAAGGGUCCGAGCUGGUUGCCUGGUAAACCUCGGCUGGGCGACCACCAGUUGGUUCCAGAGGUGACUGGAGAGGAAGUGCCUCAUGAUCCCAGCUGCUCGCUGCCCUUACAAGUUUAUGUGGUGACACAUUUCCUGCUGGUGCUGCAUACUUACCACCAUCUGUUUGAAAACCAAGCGAUGCUAACACAGUUCAGCGUCCUGGCGAUGAUCGGCUACAUCCUGCUGACGCUCACCUCCAUUGGUUUCAUUAUGGACCAGAGGCCGUUAGCGUCCAUGUUGGAGAUGCUGCGCUGUGCUGCCAUGGUCACGAUGCUGCGUUUCAAUCACUUGAGGCUCCCCUAUUCUUCCCUCGCCAUGCCCACGCAGGCCUUUGCCUCCCUCUCGCUGCUCUACUGGGCGAUGCAGAUCUUCUGUCAGCUGCUCUCCAUCAAGUGGAAGUCUGACUGAAUCUCACCCUGCAGACCAGACCGACUCACACUGGUCCACUAUGUUGGAAAUGUUAUUUUUUGCCUUCUAUUGUCAACAAACUGUGAAUUACUACAUUACUAACAAAGUAAAAAAAAAAAAGUCAAACUAAUCAAAGAUUUAUAUUUAUCUGCAUAUUGUGCUAACUUGUUUUUUUUAUCCUAUCUUGUAUUUAAACUGACACACAACUAACUCAUAACCAGUGAAAACCACUGAUUGGACCAUUCAGCUUGUUUGCUUCCAACCAUGCUUCUUGCAGGAAAUCAUGGAAAUAAAAUAAUCUGUUCCAGGGUCAAGCCGCGGUCCAUCCAUCCAUCCAUUUUCCUCCGCUUAUCCGGGCCCAGACUUCCCGGUCCCCGGCCACCUCCUCCAGCUCCACCGGGAGGACACCAAGGCGUUCCCAG